AUGAAGUUGUUUAAUUUUUACAGUAAAACAGUGAAAAUUCAAUAUCGGAAUCAGCUCUGCUCCACCACAACCUUCGUAGUGUGUGCGCUUACACUGGCGGCAUUCGUCAUACCUUACUACCUGCUUACGUCUAUCAAACAUGGGGAGCUGUGGGAAAAUCACCGUCUUUUGUACGAAAAGCCCAAUGUAGCAUUUCCUUACCAGUAUCUUUUUCUCGCCGAGUUGGAAGACGUGGACGACAAGCCAACCACAUCCGUCGUAACGUGUAGUUCGUUCGUAUCGUACAACAUGCUGACGGAACAGUUGCAUCCUUGUAGCGGGAUUCGUGUUGUGCCCAUCGAUUCCGAUCACGACCAAUCGAUAGAUCAUCUCUCUGUGGGAAUCGCUUUCAAUCCACCGGAAACGACAAGCCGGUUGACGUACUACACGUUCUAUUUCUUCCUAGAAGCGAAGGUGAAGUCACAAUGCAGCUUUGAAGUGCCUGCAUUCGUUUCACUGGAAAAGCAUCCAUCACCUACAUCAAAAAUGCCAUCGGGCACAAUCAUUCAUCGUGGUGUGCUUCGGGCAAAGCAAACAACAGCCCUGCAGUGUCCUUUCUUCAUGCGAAACCAAAAGUCACACUUCAACCAUCGAUACUACCCGAACGAAAACACUACCCUGGAAGGUUUCAAACCGGACAGCAUUAGCGAACAGAUACUCACCUCCAAUCCGGCAUACUUUCAGCUGCAUUCCCAGCAGGUCACUUGGAAGGUAGACGAUUCGGGUUCGAUAGACAUUACGGUAGAAAUUUCCAUCGGAGGUACCGAGAGCCGUGAGACGGCCUUGCUCUAUAAAACUUCGCUGUGGUGGAAAGUUUGCCAAUUCUGGAGCGGUUAUUUUCCACUGCUGCUUGUUUCCCUGUGGCUUACCGCCAAGGUGAAGCGAUACCUGUUUGAACAAUUUUACCUUCGAGCGGUGGAGGUAGUGCCGUGGAAAGAAAAAUAUAUCUAA
Molecule: messenger RNA, 990 nt
Organism: Anopheles coustani
Lineage: Eukaryota; Metazoa; Arthropoda; Insecta; Diptera; Culicidae
Product: transmembrane protein 231
Exons: 2
Coding region: 1-990 (329 amino acids)
Biological process (GO): regulation of protein localization; cilium assembly
Cellular component (GO): ciliary membrane; ciliary transition zone
Source: RefSeq, a predicted model, not a curated record